AUGGCAACACGGCCUGCGCCACGGCCGGCAACACGGCCUGCGCCGCGGCCGGCAUCCCCGCCAGUGCCACGAGCUGCACCGGCACAGCCAAAAGCGCCCGUAGGAUCGCAGACGCGGCAGCAGAUGUUGGUGCCGACCGCUGGAAUGGUCGGACAGCAAGCAACCGGAAGCCGCAUGGCCGGAAUGCCGGAGGCUGGUGGGCCUCUCAAUGCGCAGAGCGGACCCUACGUUCAGAUGCCGACGCCGGGACCAGCGCCAUCGGCCCUGCCGGUGAUCCCGGGCUGCCCCGUGGGUCUGGAAUACCUGACGAUGAUCGACCACCUGCUUGUCCAACAGCAGCUACAGAUCAAAGAACUGUUCCUGGGGAUGCAGUUCAAUAGCAAGUUCAUUGUGAAGAACAGCAUGGGCCAGUUCGUCUUCGAGGCGAUCGAGAACUGCUACUGGCACACUCUCAGCAGCAGACGGCCGUUCCACAUGUCGCUUCGCGACUACCGGAACAUCGAAGUGUUGAAGAUUGUCCGGCCACAUCGCUGUGACUGCUUCCUGUGUUAUUGCUGCAUCCAGGCACCUACGCAACUCCUCUCGAGACCAAUCCGGGAGGCCAAGGAGAUCCGCGUCCUUGGCCACUUCAUUCACCACCAACGCAGGACCGACACUACCCUGGCCAAACUUGGCAAGGUGGGAGACCAGGUGGGCCGCAUGGUCGGCCAGGUCUCCAACAAGCGAGGCAGAUUACGAAGCAGGGAUGCACUGCGGCUUGCUUAUGCUGUCGUAACGAGUAGAAUACUCUACUCGGCCCUCUACUAG
Molecule: messenger RNA, 807 nt
Organism: Dermacentor silvarum
Lineage: Eukaryota; Metazoa; Arthropoda; Arachnida; Ixodida; Ixodidae
Product: phospholipid scramblase 2-like
Exons: 3
Coding region: 1-807 (268 amino acids)
Biological process (GO): plasma membrane phospholipid scrambling
Cellular component (GO): plasma membrane
Molecular function (GO): phospholipid scramblase activity
Source: RefSeq, a predicted model, not a curated record